AUGCUUGCUGCAGCUGCGCCGGCCCGUUGGCUGCGCUUUCCUACCUUGAGAUCAGCUCUAUCCCAUCGUCAAGCUCGUCUUCAACCUUGUCUCGUGUCAACAUGUCCAGCUCAAGCAUGCUCGGGCACCAGAACGGCAGCCACGUACACAUCUAGACACCAGGCUGCUCAAAUAUCAGUCCUGCAAACCGCCAUUGAUACCAACUCGACUAGCUAUGUCGACAACAAAAAAUCAAUGCAAGAGUUGCUCGAUAGCUUCACAACAUUACACCGCAAUGCUGCUCUAGGAGGGUCCGAAAAGGCACGCGAGAAACAUAUUGCUAAAGGGAAGAUGUUGGUGCGAGAUCGCAUCACUGCUCUGGUCGAUCCAGGCACGUCGUUCCUCGAAUUGUCAGCUUUGGCCGGACAUGAGGUGUAUCCUGGAGAAGAAGUACCUGCCGGAGGUAUCGUGACAGGCAUUGGUACGGUCGAAGGCACCAUGUGCAUGAUCGUCGCCAAUGACAGCACUGUUAAGGGAGGCACCUACUAUCCCAUCACUGUCAAAAAGCAUCUCCGAGCUCAAGAAAUCGCUCAGCAGAAUCGACUACCUUGUAUUUACCUUGUCGACAGCGGCGGCGCCAAUCUUCCUCACCAAGCAGAUGUCUUCCCUGACCGCGACCACUUUGGACGCAUCUUUUACAACCAGGCAAACAUGUCUUCAAUGGGCAUUCCACAACUCUCGGUCGUUAUGGGCCCUUGCACUGCCGGAGGUGCUUAUGUGCCAUCUAUGAGUGACGAAAGCAUCAUUGUACAAGAACAAGGCCACAUCUUCCUCGCAGGUCCACCGUUAGUCAAGGCUGCUACUGGAGAAGUCGUCAGCGCAGAAGACCUAGGUGGUGGUAGACUACACAGCGAAACCAGCGGUGUAACAGAUUACCUCGCCGUCGAUGAUGCACACGCCCUCGUGUUAGCCCGUCGCUGUGUCGCUAACCUCAAUUAUCCUGCCUCAGCACCGAAACCAGGACCUUGGAAAGAACCUCUCUAUGAUCCUGCAGAACUAGAUGGCAUCAUGGGCACAAAUCUCAAGACCCAAGUCGAUGUCCACGAAGUAAUAGCUCGCAUUGUCGACGGCAGCGAAUUUGCAGAGUUCAAACCUUUAUAUGGCAGCACGCUAGUCACAGGCUUCGGACGCAUUCAAGGCCAUCAAGUCGGUUUCGUCGCCAAUAACGGAAUCCUAUUUUCAGAGUCUUCAUUGAAGGGUGCUCAUUUCAUUCAGUUGUGCAAUAAACGCCGUAUCCCUCUGGUAUUUUUGCAAAACAUCUCUGGCUUUAUGGUCGGCAAAGAUGCUGAAAAGGGAGGCAUUGCAAAGAAUGGUGCUAAGCUUGUUACUGCUGUUGCCUGCGCAGAUGUUCCCAAAUUUACAGUCGUAUUUGGAAGCUCUGCCGGAGCAGGAAAUUAUGGCAUGUGUGGCCGAGCAUAUUCACCACGCUUCCUCUGGGCAUGGCCAACAGCAAAAACCAGCGUCAUGGGCGCCGAGCAACUAUCUUCAGUCAUGGAAGCCGUCGGCAAAAAGGUAGAUCCAAACCUGCGCGAUCGCAUUGAACGGGAAAGCGAGUCUACAUUCGCGACGGCGAGGUUGUGGGAUGAUGGGAUCAUUCCUCCGUCGCACACGAGAAGGGUGUUGGCUAUGGGUUUGCAAGCUGCUUGUUCGGGAAGUGUUGAGGAUAAGAAGUCUGAAUGGGGUGUGUUUAGGAUGUAA
Aureobasidium melanogenum CBS 110374 is the source of this 1737-nucleotide messenger RNA. RefSeq names its product carboxyl transferase. Gene Ontology annotation, molecular function: methylcrotonoyl-CoA carboxylase activity. Gene Ontology annotation, cellular component: mitochondrion; methylcrotonoyl-CoA carboxylase complex. The record is from RefSeq and is a predicted model, not a curated record. NCBI's taxonomy places the organism in Eukaryota, Fungi, Ascomycota, Dothideomycetes, Dothideales, Saccotheciaceae. Gene Ontology annotation, biological process: L-leucine catabolic process. The coding region runs from base 1 to 1737 and encodes 578 amino acids. The transcript is spliced from 4 exons.